Messenger RNA from Paracoccidioides lutzii Pb01, 1566 nucleotides. Its product is annotated as aminopeptidase. Gene Ontology annotation, molecular function: aminopeptidase activity; metalloexopeptidase activity. The coding region runs from base 1 to 1566 and encodes 521 amino acids. The transcript has 5 exons. Gene Ontology annotation, biological process: proteolysis. The record is from RefSeq and is a predicted model, not a curated record.
AUGAAGGUCCAACUACUUGUCCUCGGGGCUGCCCUGGGAGGCAAUCUGGUUUGCGCAGGGGUUCCUGCUGUCAAAAAAGUCCGUGACCAAGAAAUCGCUGGAGGCCGUGGUGGUCCCGGCGUCGGCAACGCUAAGCUUUCGACAAAAGCAUUAGUGAGGGGCAUUGAACUAGAAGAGCUCAUGAGAGGAGCGCGAAAACUCCAAUCCAUCGCAUACGCAACUCCUGAGCGGAACCGUGUCUUCGGAAGCAAAGCCCACAAUGCCACUGUCGACUGGCUCGUCCAGGAGCUUGAGGAAUCUCGGUACUAUGAUGUGGUCAAGCAGAAACAGGUUCACUUGUGGUCCCGAUCCGAAGCUACCUUGACAGUCAAUGGAGAGUCGAAGGAAGCUUCUCCGAUGACAUACAGUCCGUCAGGGAAUACGGAGCAGGAUAUUGUCCUGGUAAAUAACCUUGGAUGUGCGCUCGAGGAUUUCCCAGCUGGGGUAGCCGGCAAAAUCGCUCUCAUUGUCCGUGGCACAUGUCCCUUCGGUCUCAAGGCUGCCCACGCUGGCGCAGCUAAAGCUGUCGGCGCUCUCAUUUACAACAACAUCCCUGGCCCCCUUUCAGGAACCUUGGGUGACCCGGUCAACCCUGCUGGCCCCUAUCCCCCAACUGUCGGGCUUUCCAAGGAACUCGGAGACGACCUGGCUACCAGAGUGGUAUCCGAGAAGCUGACCGCCAAGCUGUUCACUAAAUCGGAGUUCCAGAACCGCACGACGUUCAAUAUCAUUGCGACAUCAAAACAGGGGAAUAAAAACAACGUCAUUGCUGUUGGAGGUCACUCAGACUCAGUUGAAGCUGGCCCAGGCAUCAACGACGACGGCUCAGGCAUCGUCGGCAAUCUCGCCGUCGCCAAAGCACUCACAAAAUUCAAGGUCCCCAACGCCGUCCGGUUCCUCUUCUGGACCGCAGAAGAAUACGGUCUCCUCGGCUCUCAAUACUACGUUGACAGCCUCUCCGCAGAGGAGCGUGAGAAAAUCCGUCUGUACCUGAACAUGGACAUGACCGCCUCACCCAACUAUGCCACGAAGAUCUACGAUGGCGACGGAUCCAGCUUCAAUCUCACCGGCCCCGCCGGCAGCGCAGAGAUCGAGAAACUCCUGCAAAAAUUCUACGAGGAUCGCGAGGAAAAUCAUGUCCCAUCUGAGUUUGACGGACGAUCCGAUUACGACGCGUUUAUCUCCGUUGGCAUCCCCGCUGGAGGUGUCUUCACGGGUGCUGAAGGCAUCAAAUCUGAGCAGGAGGCAGAGUGGUUUGGAGGUACUGCUGGUGAAGCUUAUGAUCCCAACUAUCAUGGUGUUGGCGAUACUGUGGACAACCUCAGUAAGAAGGCGUGGUUGAUGAACACGCAAGCGACUGCGUAUGUUGUUGCUACCUAUGCGCUCAGCACGAAUGGGCUGCCUCCUAAGGAUCCUCCCUCUUCGGCUGAGAUGCAGACACUCUCCCAGCGCUUUGUCUCAAGCACGAAACCGUUUAAUGGCCGGUGCGAUGACCCACAUGGACAAGGAAGGAGGUGUACUUAUUAA